Messenger RNA from Scheffersomyces coipomensis, 2622 nucleotides. RefSeq lists its product as uncharacterized. Bases 363 to 2612 code for a protein of 749 amino acids. The transcript has a single exon. NCBI's taxonomy places the organism in Eukaryota, Fungi, Ascomycota, Pichiomycetes, Serinales, Debaryomycetaceae. The record is from RefSeq and is a predicted model, not a curated record.
UUUAUUAAACUGUAGUAUGGUAGUAAUAAUAUGUAGUCAAUUCGAUAUAUAUUUCUCACAGGGUUCAGUGCAGAAAUUUGAGGGUGCAACGUGAAAAACAAAAAUAAAUGGCUGGUUAAAAGCUGCAAAAAAAUAUCUUGAACAAUGCGAUUUUUCUAGCCAGCCCAGUGUAUACUCCUGAGAUCAAUGGAUCAGGCUUGGUAUCCAAACACGAUUACUUUGUGCAAUAGAUUAUAUAGCCUCAUAUCAUGAUUUCAAGUUGGAAUUUGUUUAAAUCUAUAUUUCACAUUCUUCUGAAAAGUUACUUUACCUUACACAACUCUACUCCUGAAACGAACUAUUGAUCAUAUCUAAUUCCACAAAUGUUAAUAAAUAAAUAUCCAAAUCAGCAUCGAAGUAUGUUGACAGUGAAACCACAACCUCCUCCACUUCCACCUUUUAAACCAAGUCCUCCUCGAUCUACGAUUGCCUCACAGUUGUAUCCUCAUAAUACUUCACAUUCCUCACAACACUUGCUAGGAUCAACCACUGGAUCUGAUACUGAUUCAAGCUUAGUCAUGAGUUUAAACAUGAGUAAAACAACCAUUGACAAACCUCCUCAAGGUUCAAAUUCUGAAACUUUACAUAAUCUAGAAGUUGAAUCUGUCUCAACCACCUCGAAUCCCAUUUCAUUUCCAUAUGCUUUGAUAUUUGACAACACUAAUCAUAAUAAUAAUUCCAUGGACACAUUCAGUUUAUUGAACAGGUUCAAUAGUGAUGAAGGUCCUAAAUAUCCCAAUACUCAACAUAUAUCAACACCUAAGAAACAACAACCUGACAACUCAGUAGACAAGUUACCUAAUUCAAGUCGAGCACCAACCAUUAUUAAAAAUGAACCUGAAAAUAAUAUGCAUAUCAAAAAGUAUCCAUCAAAUGAUGAUUCUUUAUUUAAUCAAGUUCCAAAAAGAUUUUCUCAAUUUAUCAUAGAUCAACAAGUUCCAUAUAUUGCCCAAAGGUUGGAUAACUUAAGUGAUGGAACUCCUUCUGUGAAUAGUGAUGAUGUGGGAUAUCAAAAAUCAUUUAAUAAUAAUUCCAAGUUAAAACCGAUCACUUCAGUGAGCUUAUCCAAGGACUUCACUGAUUCACAGUCUCACUAUAACGGAUCACAGGCCACGAUUUUCUCAACCAGACCUGAACAAAGUGAUAUACAAUUACAUAAAAGAAAAUCCAAGUCCAAGUCUAAACCAAAAUCAAAAUUAAGAUUUAAUAGAGCAAAUACCAAUCUCGAUGAUGAUGCACUUUAUGCAGCAUUAUCCAACACAUCAACAUUAACAAGACACAAUGCAAUAAAAAGAAAAGAAGGUGGGCUACUUUAUAGACUUAAGCUUAGAUUUGCAAAGUUAAUAAAGAAGUUAAAUUUCAUAAAGUUCAAAAAUUUCAAAGCUUCGACAAAGAGAUUCGGUAGAUCAAGUUCAAUGAAGAGACAAAAGACAAAGACUUUAAAGAGAAAAUUUAGAGAAAAUCCAAGAAACGUUAGUAUUAGAAAUAUCACUGCAAACAAUAGAAUCAAAUCAAUCUCUGCACCAUUGAAUAAUCCAAACUUAGGUGAUGGUAAUGAAGCUGAAAGAGUACAAUCAUUAGAUGAUAAAUUGAAGUUUUUAGCAGGAGCUCCAUCUGAAAAUGUUUAUAUUUCAAAUCAACCACAACCAAAUCCACAAGAUGGGAAAUUAAGUCAUUUAUCAGCAUAUAUCGAUGAACAACAGGCUCAGUACGUAGAUGAUUUAUUACCUAGAUCACAAACCAUUCAAUAUCAAAGAAAUCCAUUAGCAGAGUACCUGCCUCCUGAUGAUAAGAUUCAAUUACCUGAAUUCCAAAAUGAAAUUGAUAAUCAGCUUAUGAGAAACGUUGGUGAUGGUGAAGAUGCUGCAAGUGAAAGUGAAAGUGUUGCACCACUUCCACCUCCACAUUUAAGUAAUGAACAAAGUUUGGAUUAUUCAAAAUUCCAAGGUAUGGAUGUACCUAACUUAUGGAGAACCUACUUAAGAAAUGUAAUAAGUAAGAGAAUAUUAUUGAGACAAGAGAUAAGUUUGUAUCAUAAUUAUGUGGCUGAUAAUGAACAACAGCAACAACAUCUUCCACAAGAAAUCACUGAUGAAAAAGCAACUACUCAACGAGGUUCGGUCAGUGAAGUUAUUCAAAGUGAAUAUGGAGUAUACUCUAGUGUCAAAGCUUCUACAAUCCUGGACACACCAAGUGAAUUACAAUCUAUUGCAUCUGAAGAAGACAUGAAUACAACUGAAGAAGAAAAUUUCAAGAACCAUUACUUGAAUAGAAGAUCAAUCUUAGGUGAUAUGUUAGAAUAUGAUUCUGAUAGUGAUCUGUAUCAAUCCAAUUCAGUAUAUUCUGGAUCAACCAAUACUAAUCAACCACCAUCUGUUAUCGAUAGUGUUAGAUCUGAAGUUCUUGUUCAAAGAUAUGGAACACAAACUAAGAGAAAUACAAAGGGUAAUCUUAACGUUCUUGAUCAAAGAAGAAUACAUACGCAACCAACUAUGCAACCACAAUUAGCCAUCAAGAGAUCUAGUGGCUUUCAACACAAUCUAAAUGAUUUAAAUGAUUAUAGAACUACAUAGACUAUUUAUA